AUGGGUCUGCUGGUCUCCAAGCUAAUGGGUGUGUUCUCACAGUUUUCUCAAGAUCAGGCCAGGAUUUUGAUGCUUGGACUUGACGCUGCAGGUAAGACGACGAUACUAUACAAAAUCAAGCUGAACGAGAACGUGCACACGAUCCCUACUAUAGGGUUUAACGUGGAGACAGUCAGCCCGUGUAAGGGGAUCUCUUUCACAGUGUGGGACGUGGGCGGUCAGGACAAAAUCAGGUCUCUCUGGAGAUACUACUUCCAAAACACUGAAGGGUUGUUGUAUGUGGUGGACAGUGCUGACAGGGAACGUUUGGAAGAGUCUAGAUACGAAUUGUCCACAAUCCUGGAGAGUGACGAGAUGAGAGGCGUGCCUGUUGUUGUCAUUGCCAACAAACAAGAUCUGCCAGGGGCUAUGAGAACUUCAGAAAUUGCCGAUGGACUUCAUCUCACGAAGAUGCGGAAUCGCAAGUGGUACAUCCACGAAGCAUGCGCAGUGAAUGGUGAAGGCAUCUACGAAUCACUGAGUGAAAUGGCCAGUCUCGUGAAAGAGUUCAAAAAGUCUCACAGUGGAUAUUGA
Molecule: messenger RNA, 573 nt
Organism: Liolophura sinensis
Lineage: Eukaryota; Metazoa; Mollusca; Polyplacophora; Chitonida; Chitonidae
Exons: 4
Coding region: 1-573 (190 amino acids)
Molecular function (GO): GTPase activity; GTP binding
Source: RefSeq, a predicted model, not a curated record